GGCUGUUCCCUCCCUGCUGAGGGGGCUCAGCUCUCUGACUCGGCCGCACGCCUGCUGCUCGGCGUCACUCCCUGCUCUGUGCUCUGGCACGCAGCGCUCCCAGCAUCUGAACGCAUUGUGUUGGCUGUCCCCAAGCAUGACAGCGGGGAGCGGCGUGGUGAUGGGACAGCACUCAGCGAGUGAAGGAUUUUGAUGUCCUGGCGCCUACCGUGUGUUUGAGGAGGGAUGGUCUGUGGGGACCUGGGGCGAUGAGUCCUUCCUUCCUCUCAGCCCCGGAGAGGAGUGCAGGGCCGGGACAUCCUGGCUGCAGGCACCAUCCUGGGGCUGUGAUCAGCCGCGGCGCUGGAAACUUGGCCACAGCAUGCGGCAGGGUGGGCAGGAUGGGCUGCAGGCUGACCUCCUGCCCGCGCCAUUGUCCUGCGCCGCCGGGCCCUUCCGAUCCCCACGUCCUGAUGGUACUGGGAUGGGCCCUGUGUGCCUCCGGCUCCUGGCAGGGGUCAGCGCUGGCCGUGGCCCCUCUUCCCCCCCAUCCCUAACACCGACCCCGUCUGUCCGCAGUGAAGUUCAUGCGAGAAGUGACGCCGUACAUGAAGAAGCCAUCGCUGGUGUCAGACCUGCCCUGGGAGGGAGCUGCCCCGCAGUCGCCCAGCCUGAGCGGCAGUGAGGACUCAGGAUCACCCCAGCACCACGGCGCCCGUGACCACAAGGUCAUCCCUCUGAAGAUGUGCUUCGCCGCACGGAACCUCAGCAUGCCCGACCUGGAGAACCGGCUGAUUGAGCUGCACUCGCCGGACAGCAGGAACACGCUGAUCCUGCGUUGCAAGGACACUGCCACUGCACACUCCUGGUUCACAGCGCUGCAUGCCAACAUCACAGCGCUGCUGCCACAGGUGCUGGCGGAGCUCAACGUCGUGCUGGGUGGCAGCGCUGGGGGCCGGGAGGUGAAGCACGUCGCGUGGCUGGCAGAGCAGGCACGGCUGGACGGUGGGCGGCAGCAGUGGCGGCCGGUCCUGAUGGCGGUGACGGAGAAGGAUCUGCUGCUGUACGACGCCAUGCCUUGGACGCGUGAUGCGUGGGCCUCGCCGUGCCACAGCUACCCGCUGGUGGCCACCAGGUUGGUGCAUUCAGGCUCGGGCCGCCGCUCGCCCUCGCUGGGCUCUGAGCUGACCUUUGCCACGCGGACGGGCUCACGGCAGGGCAUUGAGAUGCACGUCUUCCGUGUGGAGACGCACCGUGACCUGUCCUGCUGGACGCGAGUGCUGGUGCAGGGCUGCCAUGCUGCUGCUGAGCUCAUCAAGGAGGUGUCCGUGGGCUGCACGCUGGGUGGCCAGGAGGUGAAGCUCUGUAUUCACUACGAGGGUGGCUUCACCAUCUGCCGCGAUGAGGCAGGCGGCAGCGUCCUCUACCGCUACCCCUAUGAAAAGCUGAAGAUGUCGGCAGACGAUGGCAUCAGGACCCUCUAUCUGGACUUUGGAGGCCCAGAGGGGGAACUGGCGCUGGACCUGCACUCCUGCCCCAAGCCCAUCGUCUUUGUGCUGCACACCUUCCUCUCAGCCAAAGUCACCCGCAUGGGGCUGCUGGUGUAGACGACCGCCCUGGCCCCCCCAGCUGCCUCCAUAAUGCAAAGCAGCCUGGGAAACAUGGAGCCCCCACCGCUGCCUGCCACACCGGUGCCUUGGGGAGAGGGCUCCCCUUCUACGGCUCGGGGAGCUCAGCGUUAUCCCCCGCCCCCGAAAGCCAUCUCUGAUCUCACCACCUGUGCCUUGCAGCGGGGCCACUGACCCCCCUCCCCCCCGGGGGGUUCACCGUGUGUUCCUCCCCCACAUGGGACUGUGUUGGGCACCGUUUGUAUCCCCUGGGGGGGUCUCGUCUUAAAAAUGUGGGCACUCGGGAGGAUGCUGGGACCUAGCCCUGUGAUGCUGGUAUGGGCAGGAGGCUCGGUCCCUGCCGUGCCGCGAUCACAGGGCGGGUGCUCCCCAAACUCUCAGAGUCUGCAAACGCUGUUCCCUGCCUGGGCUGGGGGCAUAGCGGGACCCCCGUGGGCCCCGUGGUUUUGGGGAGGGACACGUAGAUCAAUGCACUUUCGCUUUUUGUACUUUACCUCCACCCCUGGUGCGGGGAUGGGUGCUCGGUGCUGGGGGUCCCCGCUGUGCCCCAGCCCAACUCCUCCGCAAAUGUUUCUGCUUUCCACGGGCUGUGCCAGGGGGGCCGGGGGGUGCAGAGCCCCCCACCCAGCUCAGCUCGUUCUAUUUUUGUACUCUUUGUAAAUCGCUAUUUAUACAAA
Meleagris gallopavo (turkey) is the source of this 2284-nucleotide messenger RNA. NCBI's taxonomy places the organism in Eukaryota, Metazoa, Chordata, Aves, Galliformes, Phasianidae. The record is from RefSeq and is a predicted model, not a curated record.